Messenger RNA from Aphanomyces invadans, 243 nucleotides. RefSeq lists its product as hypothetical. NCBI's taxonomy places the organism in Eukaryota, Oomycota, Saprolegniomycetes, Saprolegniales, Verrucalvaceae. The record is from RefSeq and is a predicted model, not a curated record. Bases 1 to 243 code for a protein of 80 amino acids. The transcript has 2 exons.
AUGAAUGAAGAAAUGCAGGCUAUGGCGGAAAUGAAUUCGAGGAUCGAAGAGGAAGAUCGUUUGGAGGGGGAUUUUUCCCAUUCCAACCCCAAGAUCGUCGACUUCAACAAGCACCACUUUCGAACUUUCUCCCUGCUGAUCCAACACGCCACCGACCUCAUGGACAAGUCUAUCUUGAACGAAGUCGACAACAUCUACAAGCCCAAGCUUCUGCCCAUUAUCAAGUCUCGCGGUUACAACUAA